AUGGCGUCGCAUCUGGAAACCCUUGAUAUCCCUCAUCUGCCCGAACCACUCUCGGUGUACGUGGCGCUCUAUCGUGACGUCCAGAAUGCCGCCUUCCUAAGACAGCAGUUGCUCUCCGGCAACAAGGAAUUUGAAUAUGCCUUUAUUGAUGCAAGCAUGGUCUUCUCGAGAGCACAUGCGACCGCAGCUAUCUUUAGAGCUAUCAACGACUACAAAAAUGAUCGACUCAAGUCCCACAAUGUGCACUCGGAGAUUGUGUUCGCCUUGAAUCCGGCGAACAAUAUCGCCGAUUCAUUUCGGAAGUUUGGUGUUACAGACUCCACCAAAGACCUACUGGCCGUUAAAGUCUCUGUAUCUCCGGAGAUAACUCGUGACUCCGUCGCCGCGCAUCUGGAAGCUUCGGUUCAAGGAACUCCCGUCCCCUUUGAUGACCAAACAGUAUCCGAGAUUUCAGAUGUCGCCAGAAUCAAGAAAGUCUUCAAGCUUGGUGCUCUACCAUCCCCAGGUGACAAGAACAGCGGUCCAAAUGCCAAGCGCCAACUUGAAAUGUCAUUGGUAGGCGCAAUCGCUCUGAGAGGCUCUUAA
Penicillium manginii is the source of this 585-nucleotide messenger RNA. RefSeq names its product EKC/KEOPS complex subunit CGI121/TPRKB. The coding region runs from base 1 to 585 and encodes 194 amino acids. Gene Ontology annotation, biological process: telomere maintenance via recombination; tRNA threonylcarbamoyladenosine modification. The record is from RefSeq and is a predicted model, not a curated record. Gene Ontology annotation, cellular component: cytosol; nucleus; EKC/KEOPS complex. Lineage: Eukaryota; Fungi; Ascomycota; Eurotiomycetes; Eurotiales; Aspergillaceae. The transcript has 3 exons.